This is a messenger RNA of Pseudomyrmex gracilis, 828 nucleotides long. RefSeq lists its product as uncharacterized. The record is from RefSeq and is a predicted model, not a curated record. Gene Ontology annotation, molecular function: nucleic acid binding. The transcript has a single exon. Lineage: Eukaryota; Metazoa; Arthropoda; Insecta; Hymenoptera; Formicidae. Bases 1 to 828 code for a protein of 275 amino acids.
AUGCACCACUUAAGGACAUCGAAUGAUACUCGUCCUGUUAUAUAUCUGGAUGAAACGUGGGUUAACAAGAANCACACAAGACAAUUUAUAUGGCAGGAUUCAGAAAAUUCUGGUGGNAUGAAAGUGCCUAUUGGAAAAGGAGAACGCCUCAUCGUUUGUCACGCGGGAUCCGCUCAACACAAAUUUAUACAACACGCGAAAUUGGUGUUUCAAUCAAAAUCAACAGAAGAUUAUCACCAGGAAAUGAAUGCAGAAGUGUUCCACGAUUGGUUUAUAAAUCUUUUACAAGGCCUAGAAGAAGGUNGUAUUAUUGUUAUGGAUAAUGCUGUAUAUCAUUCAACACUCAAGGAAAGAGCACCAACAACGGCCAGCAGAAAAGCAGAAAUAAUAACCUGGUUACGGAACAAAAAUAUCUCGUUUGAAGAAAGCUGGACAAAAUCCGAAUUAUUAAAUAUUGUAAGACAGCAUAAGUCAGCGCAUAAAGNAUAUGUGCUCGAUGAACUUGCUUUGCAAAUGGACCACGAAGUAAUCAGGCUUCCGCCUUAUCAUUGCCAGUACAACCCCAUUGAAUUAAUUUGGGCUCAAGUGAAAGGGUAUGUAGCUGAGCAUAAUACAACAUUUACAAUGACGGAAGUAAGGAGAUUACUCGAAGAGGGAAUCAGCAGAGUCACUGUGGACGAUUGGAAAAAAUGUGCAGAAAAAACCGAUCGUAUACAAGAAGAGGAUUUUAAAAAAGAAAUGAGAAAAGACGAAGAAAUCAACGAAUUACUAGAAUUUGCCGAAGACAGUUCUAGCACUUCGGACUCUUCCAGUAAUGAAGAUGUUUAA